ACGUGCCUCGUUGCCAUGGUAAUCAACAGAGACCCCCCUCUAAACAUCAGACGGUGACUUAAAAGCUGAACAAUGGCUGCUUUGCAAAAAUUCAGAGGCUUUUCGUCAAAGUUAUGGGGAAACUCCGAGCAGGAAGAAAACAACACCCUGACAAUGUUUGAUGUGUUUCACGGGAGAAUGAGAGAGAAGAUCGUGCUACAGCGGCUGAUAGUGAUUGCUCGGCUCCCCCACCAUCUUGCUGACAGGACAGAGCUGGGAGCUCAUUAUGAAAAGCUCAACUUCCAGUUAAGCAAACAGUAUAUAUGGGAUCAUAUGACGGGCCUGCUGUUAAUUUAUCCAUCCUGUCUGCUGCAUAUCAUUGAAUCAUCCAGGGAGGUUCUGGUUUCUGUUUUGAAAGACCUUGAAGACAUGCAACAGCAGCCAGACUGGACCGUGCUGGAAGCUCCCAAGGUUGUGUUCAUGGCACACAACCCUCAAAGCAGGCUGUUCCAACAGUGGAGCUACAAGGUGCUCGAUGUAGAACAGGGGGAAAGGGACAUCAGGGCUAAGAGACUAGAGGAAGAGGAAGAGAGCACAGAGACGCUGGUUUGCACUGUCCUAUCAGAACUGCAGAACCUUGGUGAACACCUUAAAAUAUCUAAGGCUCUUCCUGGGUCAGUGCUGGACGAGAUCCCGGAGCUGAUCGUCUCUCAGGAGGUUGUACACAAGCUUUUGGCUCGAGAUGAGCUCCAGACUCCGCAACAACACCUAAAGAUGUACAACUCACCGCUAAACAUCAGCAUGGACUUCGGACAAGUUAUUCGAAGCAGCUUCCUCACCACAGUUUAACUUUUAGGACAAAAGGUCAAAGAAUGUGUUUGGCCUUCACUAAAGUACCUUGGAUGUGACUGAAGCCUUACAAGCUGAGAGAAAUCUCGGCCAUCUUAUUUUACAACAACAAUGAACUGUUGCAUUCACUGUGACACUUUUCUGGGUUUUCAUUUUUUUGUUUUUUUGAUUUUUCCUGUUUGGUCCCAAUAAGCUUCUUUCUGUUCCAAAUUAUUUUAUAUAAAAUGAUAUAAAAAAAUUGUUUGAGUGAAAUAACAUUGAACAUCAUUUACAACAACAACAAAAAAAACACAGAAAAUCCAAGUAAUAUAAAAACAUUUUUAAUAGUUUGAACAUUCGGAUGAAGUUAAUUUUUUUUUAUUUAUUUAUUUAUUUUUACUGUACACUGUGUUCCACUCGGUGACCGGGAGAUAGCAUGUCCGCGAAAAAGGCAUUUCCUCUUUACUCCAAACUUUAAAGAGUUCACAGCGUCACCACAGGUUGACACAAAGAUCUAUAAAGAUUCCUUGAUCACU
Micropterus dolomieu (smallmouth bass) is the source of this 1343-nucleotide messenger RNA. RefSeq names its product testis-expressed protein 47. Lineage: Eukaryota; Metazoa; Chordata; Actinopteri; Centrarchiformes; Centrarchidae. The transcript has 9 exons. The coding region runs from base 73 to 828 and encodes 251 amino acids. The record is from RefSeq and is a predicted model, not a curated record.